AUGGUAGAAGGGCCGCACUGCGCAUACGACAGGGGUGUAUCAACGUUACUCGCGUACAUCGCAAUUUUGGAUGGUCGUCUCCGUUGGGUCAUUUCACGAGAAAAGUGAUCCCUCAUACGAAUGGCGAAUCGUUUGGUGUAGUUUUCCUGCUGAAUUUCACGUGUGCGUAUCACGCGGAUUGCUAGAAACACUAGUACACUUGCAGGGAAAAACACCGUGUUCGAGAUCGUUAUUUUUCAUAAAACAAUCGUACGACGUACUGUGCGAACGGUUAUAUAAUUUUUGUAUCUGUUAAGAGAUUAAGACGAUUUUACCGUGAGAAUUACGUAUACGAAACGAUCGUUUGUAAAUGAUCUGUGCGAUCACGCACAGAAGAUCUUGUAAACCUUAGAUUUACAAUUUCUGUCUCUUGACGCAUGCCUCUCGAACAUUUGAAAUUAUUUUUAAAUCGAACGAGAUACUAUAUAUCACGCGUUACGAUAAAUACGUAGUAGUAAUUUUUCAUUACAUGAAUAUGUGUACAUAUAUUAUAUACAUAUUGCACAUGAAAUUGACUACUACUAAAUAUAUAUUGUUGUCAUUUGAAAAAUUUCUGUAGUAAUUAAUUUGGAAAUAAAAAGCAAUACGCAUGAAUUUAAAAGCUGUGUAUAAAAAUGUAGAAUAUUGCUAUGUAGUCGUGCUUUCAGUAUUUGUAUUUAUCGUAAUGACAACGAAAUUUGACUAGAAUAUCAAUUAAAUUGUCGUGUCAGUUUCCGACUGAACGUUAUUGCCAAGUAGGAAAAAUAAAUUGACAAGAAAAUCAGUAAUUAAAUUUUGUCGAUCAUGGGCGAAUACUUGUGUUGACAGAACCGUCGUUGGAGCUUGCCAUGUGCCUUUAUAAUACGUUCCUGUCUGUAGUCGUCUGCUGUGACGCGGAACAAAAUGGCGUCGAGUAAUGAAGUGCCGGUAGAAAUCAACCAGAGUGGCAUGUGCACAGCAGGAAAUUCAGUAAGUUUUAUGCUGAAUAUUUUCAUAAAAUCGAAGAGAGAACGUAAUAGUUGCUGUUAAUAUAUUAAUAUCGCUACGAACCGCGUGCAAUAUUUCAUAAACCUUUAAAAGAGGAAUAUGUUUGAACGUCGUUUGUCAUAAUAGUAUCUCGGUGGUAUUAAGUAUCCUAAAAACAAAUUGAUUGGCCCGAUCUCAAUUUCCUACGUUCUCGAAAACGUGUCGUGAAGAAAUAUUUUUCAUUCGUUUCGAAAUCACAUAUUACGAUAUUGUUCGAAAGAAACUUAAGCUGUAUCCGACUGCAUAUAUGUACUACUCGUCACACGUCGUACAGAAAUAUGUGUGUGCGUGUAAAGAAUCUCGUCUGAUCAUUCGAUCUUAACAGACGCCAUUCGUUUUGGCGGGCACGUGUAUAUGUUUCUUUGGUAUCGGCCGGAACGAAGAUAUUUUCGACAAUUUCAGCAUCUUGAAAUCUUAGGUGUUACUGAUGAACAACAUUGUAAUUAAUGUUUAAUAAUAAUUCAAUUUUACUAUAUAUCCAAGUGAAAAAGAAAAUUUAUAUAUAUAUAUUAGUUUGAAAUAAUGAGAUCGUAUCACGUGUUUGUAGAUAAUUGUAGGUUCUUUUUUUACACACCACACGCACACACGCACACAUUAACAAUAAAUUAAUAUUAUCUACUGAGUAACAUUUUAACUAAAAAUAAUCAUUUUUUUUUAGUCUGUUUGGUAAAAUAAUGGUUUAAUAUUAUAUAGAAAUAAAUUUUUUAAGUAAUAAUGUCCUUUUAUUGAAUAAUAUAGUAAUAUUACGAUGUUUAGUUUUGUAUUAGUGCGUAUAUGUAUAAUUUAUUAUUAAUAUUAAUUUUGGCUUUUUGCAUUAUGUAGGUAUCAAAAAUGGAAUCCAUGGAAGUUACAGAAAAUAUCACUGCAUCAAACAAAGAUGCAGCACCAUCAUCUUGCAGAGAAUCUAUUUCUGUGGAUGAUAUGACUUCUAGAGAUUAUUAUUUCGACUCAUAUGCACAUUAUGGAAUUCAUGAAGAAAUGUUGAAAGACGAAGUGCGUACAGUGACUUACCGUAAUUCCAUGUAUCACAAUAAACACCUGUUCAAGGGAAAAACCGUUCUUGAUAUUGGGUGUGGAACUGGUAUACUUUCAAUGUUUGCUGCCAAAGCUGGAGCAGCUAGAGUUAUUGGUAUUGAGUGUUCUAAUAUCGUCGAAUAUGCAGAGAAGAUCGUUGAAGCAAAUCAAUUGUCUAAUGUCAUAACAAUACUUAAAGGAAAAGUUGAAGAAGUCUCACUGCCUGACGGCAUUGAGAAAGUUGAUAUAAUUAUUUCUGAAUGGAUGGGUUAUUGUUUAUUUUAUGAAUCAAUGUUAGAUACAGUGCUUUUUGCUAGAGAUAAAUGGCUUCGUGAAGAUGGAAUGUUAUUUCCUGACAAAGCAACUUUAUUUAUUUGCGGCAUUGAAGACAGACAAUAUAAAGACGAGAAGAUAAACUGGUGGGAUGAUGUAUAUGGAUUUGAUAUGAGUAGUAUAAGGAAAGUAGCGAUUAGUGAACCUCUAGUGGAUGUUGUGGACCCAAAACAAGUUGUUACAAAUGCAUGCCUCAUCAAAGAAGUUGAUUUAUACACAGUAACUAAGGCUGAUCUGGAAUUUUCAUCGCCAUUUACUUUACAAGUUCGUAGAAACGACUAUGUACAAGCACUAGUUACAUUCUUCAACAUCGAAUUCACCAAGUGCCACAAACGUAUAGGCUUCAGUACAGCACCAGAAGUACAGUAUACUCAUUGGAAACAAACUGUAUUCUACUUUGAUGAAUAUAUGACAGUUAAAAAAGGAGAAGAAAUAUACGGUGUAUUUUCAAUGAAGCCUAAUGCAAGGAAUUACAGAGAUCUGGAUUUCAGCAUUGAACUGGACUUCAAAGGAGAGUUGUGCCAAGUACACGAAACUAAUACUUAUCGUAUGCGCUGAUAUCUAUCAGAUUAUUCAUCCUCUUCCUUUUAUUUUCACAAUUCAUAACAUUAUAAUCAAAUAGAAAUCAAGACUUUAAUUAUCACUGAAUUAUAUUAGAUGAUUUAAUGAAAUUUAAUAGUACGGUACAAUGAAUGAUGUGAAUUAUUUAAAUGUUUUUAUUCUUUAAUUAUAAGAAAGUUAGAGGCUUCCUGCUUAAGAGUUAACAUAACGUCCAGAUUCUUUGUUAAUCUAGUAAGAAUUUGCAAUAUGAUGACCUACAGUUAAGAAAAAUAGGAUUGAUUACUUAAUCAUAAAUAGUGUACAUUUACAAGACAUUACUUUAUGUAAGUGUGUAUUAGAAAUAUGAAUAUAAUAAUUUCAUAAUUUUAUUUUUCUCUGUGACCAUUUUGUAUUGCAUAUUGUAAAUUUUUGUCUGUUCUAUGUAUAACUUAUAAUUUUGAACUAUUAAAUCAUUAUUGAUUUAAUAUUGUACAAGUUCAUCAAUUUGUUUAAAACAAUAUAUGUUUUAUUUACCACAUUUUUGUACCGUAUUCUUAAAACAGAUCCUUUUUUUCAAAUUUAUGGCCUGUAGACUACAUAUUACCAUAUUCUAAACAAUAAAAUAAUUUGAAACUGCUCAUUUAUAUUAUGUAUGACAAGUGAAAAAUUUAUAAUAUUAUAUUUUGUUAAUUUAAUAGUAAAUUGAAGCUUGUUGUUAGUACUAUUCAUUUUCAUCAAUACCUGUCUAUAAUUAUGCUCGAUAUUAAUAAUAUUCAUGUUACAUUCAUUAAAAAAAAUACUAAUAAUUUAAUUUUCACAUAACGUUUAUGUUAUUAAUAUUGCUAGUAUAAUAAUUUAUGACAUUAAAAUUUUUGUAAUGUUUUGAUAGAAUAUUAAGAAUUUCUAGUGAGUGCUAAAUUCAAUAUUCAAUUAAAUUAAUUAUAUAAAGUAUAUAAAAAUUUUAUAGCUAAAUAUUACUUGA
This is a messenger RNA of Heterotrigona itama, 3913 nucleotides long. The record is from the annotation of a GenBank genome assembly. Lineage: Eukaryota; Metazoa; Arthropoda; Insecta; Hymenoptera; Apidae.